AUGUCAAUCCCUGGCAAAUUCGGCUUCGGCACCAUGUCUUUGACCUGGACUCCAACUCCCGCUCCUUUGGAACAGGCACUUGAGACAAUGCACUACUCUGCCUCAAAGUAUGGAGUUCGCUUUUUCAACGGAGGGGAAUUCUAUGGGCCAGACCUCAACAAUAUCCUGAUUUUGGCUGAGUUCUGGAAAGCAUACCACAAGGAAUUUCCUGACUUGACCAUUUCUAUCAAGGGAGGAUGUGAUCUCAAGACGUUAGCACCAGAUGGAUCGAAACCCUCUAUCAAAAGAAGUGUCGACAACAUCCUUAAAUUCUUUCCUAGAGAAAUGAACCCUAGACCAAAACUUAUCUUCGAGAUGGCCCGUGUUGACAAAACCGUUCCUUAUGAUGAGACAAUAGGAUUUAUCAAGACCCACGUGGAUGCUGGAGAGAUCGACGGUAUCUCGCUUUCGGAGGUCGGAAUCGACUCUAUUCGUAAAGCUCUGAGCGUGUCUCCAAUUCAAUUUGUCGAGCUCGAAUUGUCGCUCAUCUGCCAAGAUAUCUUGGAUAACGGAAUUUUGAGAGAGCUUUCCGAACAGAACAUCACUGUGGUGGCAUACUCUCCUUUAGGAAGAGGGUUCUUGACCGAAAGAACUGCCAACGACUUUGACUCAUUCUACAAAUUAUGUCGUCGCGAGGGCGAUGUGCGUGGUAUGAUUGACAAGUUUUCCGAGAAAAACUACUGGGGAAACACGAAAUUCGCUGCCAAGCUUCAGGAGUUCGCACACAAAAAGAACACAACCUUAGAAGUAUUGGCUUUGUCGUGGAUUUUGGCCCUCAGCGAGAACACAGAUCUCUAUGGCAUCAAGAAGAUUGCUAAGGUUGUGCCUAUCCCAAGUGGAAGUACCCCAGAAAAGGUGGACGCCAACUUAGGCCUGGUUGUAGACUUAACUCACGAUGAUUUGGAGGAGAUUGCUCAGAUCGCAAAGAACUAUCCAAUUCAGGGUUAUCGUUACAAUGCUCAUCAUAAGGCGUUUGAGUUUGCCUAA
This is a messenger RNA of Australozyma saopauloensis, 1026 nucleotides long. Its product is annotated as pyridoxine 4-dehydrogenase. The record is from RefSeq and is a predicted model, not a curated record. The transcript has a single exon. Bases 1 to 1026 code for a protein of 341 amino acids. NCBI's taxonomy places the organism in Eukaryota, Fungi, Ascomycota, Pichiomycetes, Serinales, Metschnikowiaceae. Gene Ontology annotation, cellular component: cytoplasm.